This is a messenger RNA of Etheostoma cragini (Arkansas darter), 669 nucleotides long. RefSeq names its product NADH:ubiquinone oxidoreductase subunit A4, like (gene coxfa4a). Lineage: Eukaryota; Metazoa; Chordata; Actinopteri; Perciformes; Percidae. Bases 202 to 450 code for a protein of 82 amino acids. The record is from RefSeq and is a predicted model, not a curated record. The transcript has 4 exons.
CAGUAUGACAUAAAACCUCUACAUAGUACACAUAAUAAUUACGUGUUUUCCCCACCGUCAGUCAGGCGUUAUGCCUAGCAUCCUUAGUCUGUUUCUUAGGCCUUUUCUUCCGAACGACCUCGCAGAUUAUAUAGCGCAUUUUGGCAAGACUGUUCGUAAUCCGUUUAUUUCUGCUCAAAGUCGUCCCUCACUAACGCCAAAAUGCUUGCUACAAUGCGCAAACAGCUUAGAAGUCACCCGGCUCUGAUCCCCCUUUUAUUCUUCAUUGGUGGAGGGGCAGCCAUGUCCAUGAUGUACCUCGCUCGUCUGGCCAUAAGAAACCCUGACGUCAGCUGGGAUCGCAAGAACAACCCAGAGCCCUGGAACAAGAUGGCCCCAACUGAUCAGUACAAGUUUUAUGCAGUUAACUUGGAUUACAGCAAGCUGAAGAAGCAGGGCCCUGAUUUCUAAUCUGCUGGACCAAACAAACCCCAAAGAUGAGCUGAUCCGCACAGACCCAUUUUGAACUUCGUCACAACAACCUGAGGGAGGCAGAGGCUAAACCCGCACACUGAAUCAUAUUUAAGUUUCCUUAUUGCAUUCUUUUGGCAUUUGGAAGCCAUGUCUUAUAUUUCUCAUUUUUGAUGGUCAUCAAUAAAGUGAGUUUCUCUUCUCCAUACAGGAAAAAAA